Sinocyclocheilus rhinocerous is the source of this 2429-nucleotide messenger RNA. RefSeq names its product C1q and TNF related 12 (gene c1qtnf12). The transcript is spliced from 8 exons. Lineage: Eukaryota; Metazoa; Chordata; Actinopteri; Cypriniformes; Cyprinidae. Bases 929 to 1885 code for a protein of 318 amino acids. Gene Ontology annotation, molecular function: hormone activity. The record is from RefSeq and is a predicted model, not a curated record.
CGAGCCCUCCUGUAAGCAGAGUGAGAGAGUGCAGGAGCAACAGCAUAAGAUCUGGAGAGGGUGAAAACACAACUGUGAGCAAGACCUACCACAAAGUCCACACAGAUCUCGCACUUUGAGGUGAGCGUGCAUGUGUUUUUGUCACCCUGCAGAACUGGGCUGAUGCAUUUAGGUGCGAUCGUCCCGUCAAGUGCUUCUCUGCUUUGAAGUUGGCCGUGGGGGACCGUUUUUUUCCCUGCAAGGAAAAAAAGGCAAGAGAAGGCCAAAAGCUACAAAAACUGGAGUGUUUCCAACUUCCAAUUCCCUCAGGACAUUUUUUUCCCCCACCUCGGCUUCAAGAAGGAAGCACAUGUGAAGACUGAUGGGGCAAGACCUCAGCAUUGCUUACCAGAAAAUCGGCUCAGAUGCAUCACUGCAGAGACUCCACAUCCCAGUAGGAGUGAGACGGAGGUAAAGAACCAGAGAGAAAGUGAGAGGGAAUCUGAGUAAUUUCCAUCCACUCCCCCCCCCCUUUCAAAACUGGGACCUUCUUCAGUUGCCCUCUGCUACCCCCCCAUGGGGCAGGAAGCGUGAAAAAUCUCACUAAUGGGUUUAUUUGCUGUCAGCUCAGCGACGACCUGUCAUUUCCCAGGACCACUCUACACUUGACACAUUUCAUAGUCGAGUAAGCUUUGCUUUGUUUUUGCCUAAAGAGCCCUUGCUUCACACUGCUGGCAGUUGAGAAGAUCAAGACCAGGCUGAGGUAUCAGGUGGAGUGGACAAGUCCCUUAAUCACUUUGCCUGCCUAUUACAGUAUUCUUCUUCCAGUGAGGUCAAGCGUUGGGGACAUCUCGCUGUUCCUUUGUAUUUCUCGAAGUCGAGAACUUCCCGCAGUGAGAAAGAGUCUGCUUUCUGACCCAACUACGGUGUCCUGGCUGGUGGGCUGAAGAUGCGUUGCUGGCUGCUAGCUGUGGUGACGGCAGUGCUCUGGAGCCAGUGCAUCCUUCUAGGGUGGGCUGAAGGCAGGAAGAUGCGUAAGAGGCCGAAGGAGCUUGCUCCGCAGCACACCGAAGCAUUCAACACCACAAUUUCCAACAGUGAGGAGCUGGAUGGCAGCACAAAGCAGGUCAGUGAGAACCAGAGAGUGGACCCUCUUGGAUCAUGGAUGGAUUUUGUGAAGAGACCUGUGGGCAACUUUCCCGGAAAAUGCCGAAAGCGAAAACGACCACUGCCCGGUCCCCCGGGACCUCCUGGACCUCCAGGGCCUCAGGGACCUCCAGGAUCCCCUGGGGCAGAGGUCACUCAAGAGGUCCUGCUGCGAGAGUUCAAAGAAAUGAUCAAAGAGGCCACCGAGAGGCGAGCAGCAGUGGACAGGCCCAACGAACCCAGUCAGCUGCCCACGGCUCUGAUCACCCUAGAGAGUAUGACCUCCUACAGGAGAAUUGAGGAAGCCUUCCACUGCAAACUCAAAGGCCCUGUCGUUGUGGACAAAAAGACUCUGGCUGAACUGCAGAACUUUCAAACACCUUCUGCCAAAGGUGCCUUCCUCAGAGGGACGGGGAUGGAUCAGUCUACUGGCCGAUUUACAGCUCCUGUAACUGGAAUUUAUCAGUUCUCUGCCAAUGUUCAUAUUGACCACACUGAGGUGAAGAAAAGUAAGAACCAGCUGAGAGCCAGAGACAAUGUCAGAGUUUUGAUCUGCACUGAAUCACUCUGCCACAGAUAUUCAUCCUUGGAAAUGAUUGUUGGCCUUGAGAGUAACAGCAAAAUAUUUACAGUAUCUGUCCAUGGACUACUGGAACUUCAGGCUGGGCAGUACACUUCCAUAUUCGUGGACAAUGCAGCUGGAGCAUCGAUCACAAUACAGAAUGGUUCAGAUUUCAUGGGCAUGUUGUUGGGGGUAUAGCCUUGUUUUACAGCCAGACUAUAUCUGGAAGGCCACGUAAGACUGCAUAGCUCCUCUUUGGACUAUCACCCAGCACCAUAUAUCCUCAUGAGACAAUAUAUGACUGCUACAAAGCUCUUGGCUUGUUCAUGGACAAGACAUGGACAUAUUAAAACCCACAAAGCAGAGACAGUUGGAUGCAAAACUGAAAGACUUUACCGAGGACAGUCGAUUCACAUCUGCCUCUCUCAUGUGCCGUCUACAUUGAGGUUUUUACCUCUUCAGAAAGAUCAGUUCUCACUGUUUCCACUUACCAUGUCCUAUUUUGUGAUUUAUAGAUGUAUACAAAGAGAUUUUUGUACUUUGACAUUGUGUUGUUAUGUCCUUCCUCUUAAUUAAUAGUGUUUAUAUACAGAAUGUUUAUAUACACAGUUUGUUUUCUACGAUAAGAGGUUUUCUACAAUACAAGAGCUAAUCUAAGGUUUAAUCUUUUGGAUUUAUCUUGAAGGAACAUUUCACCCCAAAAUGAAAAUUUGUUGAAAAUUGCCUCACCAUUAGGCCUUUG